Messenger RNA from Talaromyces rugulosus, 1848 nucleotides. RefSeq lists its product as uncharacterized. The annotation marks the transcript as partial. Gene Ontology annotation, biological process: L-valine biosynthetic process. The record is from RefSeq and is a predicted model, not a curated record. Gene Ontology annotation, cellular component: mitochondrion; acetolactate synthase complex. NCBI's taxonomy places the organism in Eukaryota, Fungi, Ascomycota, Eurotiomycetes, Eurotiales, Trichocomaceae. Gene Ontology annotation, molecular function: acetolactate synthase activity; magnesium ion binding; thiamine pyrophosphate binding. The transcript has 2 exons.
GGGAUAUACCGCUUCGUUCGCCUUCUUCGAAGCGCUCUGGGAGGUACUUCACCCCCAGCCCAGACUACCAGUAUUCAACUGACGAGCGCAUUUCAGGCUGGCGUGCAAUAUGUCUUUGCCAACCUGGGCGCUGACCACCCGCCGAUUCUAGAGGCAAUGAUCACAGGCCACAAUCAACGUAAAGAUCAGUGGCCGACUGUGAUUACCUGUCCGAACGAGAUGGUCGCAUUGUCUAUGGCUGAUGGCUACGCACGUUCGACUGGUAAACCGCAAUGUGUCAUUGUCCACGUUGAUGUGGGAACACAAGGAUUGGCAGCUGCUGUCCACAACGCCUCGUGUGGCAGAGCACCUGUCCUGAUCUUUGCCGGUCUAUCUCCGUAUACACUCGAAGGGGAGGAGCGAGGAUCACGCACCGAGUAUAUCCAUUGGAUUCAAGAUGUGCCCGAUCAAAAACAGAUUAUCUCGCAGUAUUGCCGAUACACGGGUGAAAUCAAGACCGGCAAAAAUGUAAAGCAGAUCGUCAAUCGCGCUUUGCAGUGGGCGAUGAGCGAUCCCAAAGGCCCUGUCUACUUAAUGGGAGCCAGAGAGGUCAUGGAGCAAGAGAUUGAGCCCUACACGCUUGAUCAACGACAAUGGGUUCCCGUCACGGGGGCUGCCUUGCCGGCUAAUGCGGUCGAGAUGAUCGCAAACGAGCUCGUCGAUGCAAAGGAGCCUCUCGCGAUUGUUGGAUACAAUGGCCGCAACGCCCAGUCCGUAAAGGAGCUGGUUACGCUCGCUGAUACUGUCAAGGGUCUCCGGGUGCUUGACACGGCAGGCUCAGAAAUGAGCUUCCCUGCAGACCAUCCUAGCUGGUUGGGUAUGCGGUUUGGCAACCACGAGGCUAUCAAAACCGCCGAUUUCAUCCUCAUCGUGGAUUGUGAUGUACCAUGGGUCCCAACCGUAUGCAAGCCGAAAGACUCGGCCAAGGUCGUCCACCUAGAUGUCGACCCACUGAAACAACAGAUUCCGAUGUUUUAUCUGCCGUCCAUUGCCACCUAUAAGGUCGACUCUACCACAGCUUUUAAACAGAUCCACGAAUACAUUGCAUCGAAUGCGGCCCUGAUUCAGACUUUGAGCAGCGAUGAAAUUAGUGCCCGUCAGAAGCACGUCGAGGAAGAGUACCGACGCAAUCUCAAGGCUAUUGCAGAUUCAGCCGCUGUCCCUAGUGGAGGAGACGAUGCCUAUUUGAAUUCACACUAUCUCAUUUCCGAGCUCCGCAAAGCGGCGCCACAGGACGCUAUCUGGGCCAUUGAAGCCGUUACCCAGACUUUACCCGUAGCUGAUCAGCUGCAAUGUAGUAUCCAUAACUCCUGGAUCAACUGCGGUGGCGGUGGUUUGGGCUGGUCAGGAGGUGGUGCGCUUGGGAUCAAACUAGCCUCGGACGACCAACACGGAGGCAAGAACAAGGGUAAAUUUGUCUGUCAGAUUGUCGGCGAUGGCACAUACCUGUUCAGUAUUCCCGGAUCGGUAUAUUGGAUUGCUAGACGGUACCAAAUCCCCAUUCUAACAAUCGUUUUGAACAACAAGGGCUGGAAUGCUCCUCGACGCAGCUUGCUUCUUGUGCACCCGGACGGUGAGGGUUCGAAGGCUACAAAUGAAGACUUGAAUCUCUCCUUUGAUCCCUCGCCUGACUAUCCUGGAAUCGCAAAAGCGGCUGCCGGAGGUGAGUUAUGGGCUGGCCGUGCUAGCACCGUCAAGGAGCUUUCCGAACAACUACCCAAGGCUAUUCAGAGCGUCUUGUCAGGGAAAUCGGCCGUGUUGGAGGCCCAGCUGGAUGGGACAGACGGCAAAUAUGUUGAGCGCAAGUGA